UACGGAGAAGGUGAGUCAGGAAUCAAGCCAACAAACGAUCGAGGUGCGGUUUUGACAUACAUUGCUUCGAACUUGACACAACUGCCAUUCUCGUGGUCGCAAUGGGAAAUUUCAGUUCACAGUGUGGGAAGUGUGUCCUAGUUCCCGGCUCGAGAGGGACCUUUAAGUGAAGAGCCCACAGCGCUGCUGGGAAGGCUGAGCCGCCGCAGUGGGCUCCUGAAGCACGCACACCGCAGCGGUCGUCCAGAGAGGCUGCGUGAGUUUCUGGGGUCACACGGCCCAGCGAGGGCCAGCCCGGGCCCCGAGGCGCCCGGAAGCGACCCUCCGUAAACAAAGCCGUGCGGAGGCGCAGCCCCAGCCUCCGGGUUCCUAGGCCGGCGCAUGGGGGCGGGGGAGGAAUGUUGUGAAUGAACGUGAGGCCGCCCCGAAACUCCUCGCAAGGCCGAGCCGUGGGGUCCCCUCGCUUUGAUUGGCUCAUACCGCUGCGUGAUGGACAGCGCCUCUCCCUGCGACCUUUUAUUGGAUGGCAUCGAAAAGACUGACGCGACGAAUACCGAAUGAACGGUGGCUUCUGGGAGGCGGGUCUGCAAAGACAGCCAAUGGUGAGGGAGAGGUAGGGCGGCGGGGGCGGGGCUUCGGCUGAGGAGGCAGCGGCCGCGGAGACUGCUUCAUUGUUGUGAAGAGUCUUAAAGGGGCCGCGUCGCCCGGCCGGCCCGGCCGGAUGGAGCCCCCGGCGGCCAAGCGCAGCCGGGGCUGUCCCGCGGGGGACGAGCCCGGGACCGGGGCCCGUCGAGGCCGCCCGGAGCCGCUGCUGGACCUCAGCGCCAAGCGGGUGGCCGAGAGUUGGGCCUUCGAGCAGGUGGAGGAGCGGUUCUCCCGGGUGCCAGAGCCAGUUCAGAAGCGCAUCGUGUUCUGGUCUUUUCCACGAAGUGAGCGAGAGAUCUGUAUGUACUCAUCACUAGGCUACCAGCCCCCAGAAGGCGAGCAGGACACCCGGGUGCCAUUCACCCGUGGGCUGCACCUGCUGCAGAAUGGGGCUGUGGAUCGAGUGCUGCAAGUGGGGUUCCACCUUAGUGGGAACAUCCGAGAAUUGGGGGCCCCAGGAGAGCCAGAGCACCUUUACCACGUCUCCAUCAGCUUUGACCGCUGCAAGAUCACAUCUGUGAGCUGUGGCUGCGACAACAGAGACCUCUUCUACUGCGCCCAUGUGGUGGCCCUGUCACUAUACCGCAUCCGUCAUGCACACCAGGUGGAGCUGCGACUACCCAUCUCUGAGACUCUGUCACAAAUGAACCGUGACCAGCUUCAGAAGUUUGUACAGUAUCUCAUCAGUGCACACCACACUGAGGUGCUACCCACUGCCCAGCGCCUUGCUGAUGAGAUCCUCCUGCUGGGCUCUGAGAUCAACCUGGUUCAUGGUGCUCCGGAUCCCACGGCAGGCGCAGGUACAGAAGAUGCCAACUGCUGGCAUCUGGAUGAGGAGCAGAUCCAGGAGCAGGUGCGGGAGAUGCUGCGGGCACGAGACUCUAAUGGGGCACGCAUGCUAAUCCUUAUGACUGAGCAGUUCCUGCAGGACCCUCGCCUGGCCCUGUGGCGGCAACAGGGUGCUGGCAUGACAGACAAGUGCCGGCAGCUGUGGGAUGAGCUGGGGGCUUUGUGGGUCUGUGUCAUUCUGAGUCCCCACUGCAAACCAGACGAGCGCGCAGGCUGGCUGCAGCUGCUUGGCACAUGGGACAAGCUAGAUGUGUGCCCACUAGAAGAGGGCAACUACUCCUUCGGCAUCCCUGCUCUACAACCUACUGUGGCCUCCAGGACAGGCUCGGAGGACGAAGAAGAGGAGGUGACGGCAGCCAGUCUCCGACGUACAGUGUUCAGCAGAGCGCUGCAGGCUGGGGAGUUGCACUGGAAUGACAGCCACCUGCAGAGGAUCCUGGCCAGUGAUUCCUGUGGCCCGAGUCUCACUGGCAAUAUGGGAGGUGACAAGCCAACCUUUGACCCUCAGGGCCACCCCAUCUGGCUGGGUGAGCCUUUGCCUACUGCCUGUGCACGGGUGGAUACUUUGCGUGCCCAUGGUUAUCCCCACAAGGCUCUGCGGCUAGCAUGUGCCAUAAUCAACACUCUGCGGCUGCAGCGGCGACACCAGCUUGAGGACUACAGGCAGCAGAAGAAAGAACUGCUCCAGAAAGGUACUACCUGCCUCACGAGCACUGAAGGCUGGGUGGGCCAUCCCCUGGAUCCCAUCGGCUGCCUCUGCAGGGCACUGCUGGAGGCCUGUCGACUGGAGGAGGAGCCUCCCUCUCUUUACCCAGACUUGGCCACAGAGAAGCGGAAGCUGGCCUACCAGCACGUGCCAGUGCCAGGGAGCCCUGGAGAGUCCUACCUGGCACUGGCUCUGGAAGUCGCCCUGCUGGGGCUAGGGCAGCAGCGGGCCCUGCCGGAGGGGCUGUAUGCCCAGGACAAAGUGGUCCGCAAUGAAGAGCAGCUGCUGGCCCUGCUGGAGGAGGUGGAGCUGGACGCACGGCUGGUCCAAGUGCUGCGCACGCAGGCUGCGCUGCUGUUGGAAGGAGGCCCUUUCAGUGGCUUCGGAGAAGUGAUUUUCCGGGAGAGCGUACCCAUGCACACCUGUGCCCGAUACUUGUUCGCUGCGCUGCUGCCCCACGACCCAGAUCUGGCCUUUCGCCUGGCGCUCCGAGCCAUGAGGCUGCCUGUGCUGGAGACAACAUUCCCAGCUGGAGAAGUUCACCCUAACCCGCUGGACUCCAUCAUGAGCAACCGCUUUCCCCGUUGGUUCAUCCUCGGCCACCUAGAGACCCGCCAGUGCGAACUGGCCUCCACCAUGCUGACCGCUGCCAAGGGAGAUACCAAAUGGCUGCAUGCAGUCCUGGGUUCCGUCCAGCAAAACAUCCACUCCCCGGCCCUGCUCUUCAAGUUGGCACAAGAUGCCUGCAAGACAGCCACACCAGCCAGCGCACCACCAGACACCAUGCUGCUGGGCAUAGCACUGGAGCUGGGCCUGCAGGUGAUGCGGAUGACACUGAACACAAUGACUUGGCGGCGCAGAGAGAUGGUUCGCUGGCUGGUUAGCUGUGCCACAGAAAUUGGCCCACCAGCGCUGAUGAGCAUCAUGAAGAACUGGCACUCCUUGUUCACCCCAGUGGAGGCAGUCACUAUCGUGGCAGUGACGGGCACCACGCACGCCACUUUGCUGCGACUGCAGCUAGACGCUGUGGGGCGAGAGGAGCUCUGGGCCUGUGCCCGCACCUUGGCACUGCAGUGUGCCAUGAAGGACCCCCAGAACUGCGCCUUGCCAGCCCUGACCCUGUGUGAAAAGAAUCACGCAGCCUUUGAGGCUGCCUACCAGAUUGUGCUGGAUGCCGCAGCUGGUGGCCUCGGCCACGCCCAUCUGUUCACCGUGGCACGAUACAUGGAACACCGAGGCCUACCUUUGCGGGCCUACAAGCUGGCCACGCUAGCCUUGGCACAGCUCAGCAUCGCCUUCAACCAAGACAGCCACCCUGCGGUCAACGAUGUGCUGUGGGCCUGCUCCCUCAGCCACUCGUUGGGGCGGCACGAGUUGUCGGCCAUUGUCCCUCUCAUCAUCCGCAGCAUCCAUUGUGCACCCAUGCUCUCCGACAUCCUACGCCGCUGGACGCUCUCAGCACCUGGUCUGGGCCCACUGGGGGCCCGCAGGGCUACCAAACCACUUGGGACCGACAGGGCACCACUUUGCCAGCUCCUGGAUGCUGCGGUAGCUGCCUACAUAACCACCAGCCACUCACGCCUCACUCACAUCAGCCCACGUCACUACGGUGACUUCAUUGAGUUUCUGGGCAAAGCCCGAGAGACCUUCCUUCUGGCACCAGAUGGGCACCUCCAGUUCGCACAGUUCUUAGAGAACCUUAAACAGACCUACAAGGGGAAGAAGAAGCUGAUGCUAUUGGUCCGAGAGCGGUUUGGCUGAGGGACUGCAGGUAACUGGGAGCAAUGGGUAUGCCCUGGCCUGCCUUCCUGAAGCAGGAGGCCCGUGGCUACUCAAGGGUCAAGUCCCGGAAUGCGGGAUGCAGGGGUGACACCAUUCCAAGUGCGUGCCUAGGUGUAUGCAGACAAAAUGGGAGCUCUGAGGAUCUGAAGCCAUACUGCUAACUAGAGGCCUGCAGGGGGUGUGCCUGGGCACCCCACGAGCGAGAGGCAAGCUCUGGCUCUCCCAAACUUGCAGGGUUAGCUAAGGCUUCCAGGAGAAGGGCUGAAGUCAGAAAUCAGUUCUUGAACUCAGUGUAGCAGAUCCUCCAGAGCCCACCCAGGUGCCUGGGGACUUCUCAUCAGGGUAGUUCAAUCCCCUUGUGUUUCUUCUCUCUCCUACAGCUCAGGGUCCUGUCCCACUGCCCUGCGCUCCCAGCCCACGCUGCCAGCACAAAUCAAUGCCUCACCCCCACUGAAGGAUAUCAGGAGGCUUUGGGCCUCUGCCACAUACCUCACCCCCAAACCCCCUGUCCAGCCAGGACCUGUCUUGUCUUGGGCACCAAGGUCACAGGGUAGGAUGGGGACAGCUCUCUGCUGCCCGGACCCCACCACUAGUAACUGGAUACGCAACUCAGGAACCAGGCUGCCCUCCAACCUGAUGUGGAGGCCCAGGCAGACAGCCAGGGACUCCACCCUGUCUUCCUUUGCCCUACGGCUGUCUUGCUACCCCACUUCCUUAGUUUAGCCAUUUCUGCAUCUUUCUCAAGUCCCAGCUGCUGACGGAGGCUCCCUGUAUCCCAGGCCUUGGCCUACUACGGAGGAAGAGAAGGGCAGCCUCCAUCGCAGAUGAACCUGUUUCUCUUGUAUAUUAACGAAAAAGUUGGCAUCGUUUUGUAACUUUUUUUUUCCUAUUUAUUGAAUCC
Onychomys torridus (southern grasshopper mouse) is the source of this 4883-nucleotide messenger RNA. RefSeq names its product zinc finger SWIM-type containing 4 (gene Zswim4). Gene Ontology annotation, cellular component: Cul2-RING ubiquitin ligase complex. Gene Ontology annotation, molecular function: zinc ion binding. NCBI's taxonomy places the organism in Eukaryota, Metazoa, Chordata, Mammalia, Rodentia, Cricetidae. The transcript is spliced from 14 exons. Bases 722 to 3961 code for a protein of 1079 amino acids. The record is from RefSeq and is a predicted model, not a curated record.